UGCGUAUUUGCCAAUAUAUGUUAGUUAAAUAGUAUAGAGUUAAGUUGUAAAAAAAAUCCAAGAAGCAACAACAAGCCAUUCAAAAUGGAUGAGGAAAAUAGCGACACUCCGCGUGUGACGCGCGCUCGAACACGCCGCAUGUCCGCCUUGGAAAGCGAUCGUCCUUUGACGCCACAGGUGGAUUUGGUCGCCGAGCGUCCUGCUGCAGCAUCUCCCCGUGUGAUGCGGCGAACUCGCGUGAAUUCGUCAACAAUCGAAUUAAGGACACCCAUACGUGCCACCCGCUCAUUGUUGGCACGCGGGGAUACCCCGGAACCGGCCACGCCCACUUUGAGCUUGUCGGCCGCCAAGCGAGCAACGCGCACGCCAGCUAAAUCCGCACGCAAGCAGUUGACACUGCAAGAGGAUUUGAAAGAAGAGGAAGCCGAGGCAAAACAAGCUUCUAUUGAAGUUGCUGUAGACCCCAUAACUCCAGUUCAAAAAGGUGCAGCUGGCGCGAUCAGCACGCCGCCAUCAGAUGACAGGCGGGUGACGCGUUCCAUGUCGAAGACACCACCCGUGGCUGGACGCUCCGCCAACAACACGCCAACUAAUGUAAAAAAUUCGCCGAAAGCAAAGCCAAAAGAAACCCAGCAAAAACCUGUCACCCCUAAAAUUGUAGACGUGCAAAAGAUUCACUCUGAUGAGAAAGUAGCCGAAAAAUCGAUAUCUAAAUUUCAAACAAAACAGGCACCAGUGGAAGAAGCCGAAAUGGAUGAACGGCUAGCAAAUGUGUCAAUGUCAAUGGUUGCCACAACCUCUAAAGUUAAAGUGAAUGUGAAGGACAUCCUUUUGGACUAUAAAAGUCCCAUAGCGCCCAAAGAGACAAAUAAAACCAAUCCACAGGAUGAAGAGAACAACGGCAUGGAAAAAGCGAAGGAACAGUUGAUGCCAUCAACUGAAGCCACAGAGGUAUUAUUAGAUGAUCUUGAUGUGGCGCUAGUAUGCGAUGCUCUCGUCAUCGAUGAUGUCCGCUUGCCGGACCUUACGCCAAAGUUAAUGUCUCGGGUGGUGGAACAGAAAAGCUCAGAGUCUAGGAAAGCUGUGGGCUUUAACGGUGACAAUCAAGUGGAGGAUGAUACGAAGACGAAAUAUCCAAAAACACCAGCGCGAAUAACUAAUUUAUCGGUGAAAAAGGGCAGCAUGUUGAAGGUUAAGCACGAGACACCUCUAAAGCCCCUUCUAAAGGAACGUAAAAGCUCAACUCCACUAGCAAAGUCAGAGACUCCACUCCAGGACGAGCAGACAGUUGCCUCCGAUGAGCCAAGAAAACAGCCGCCUGCUCAAAUCGACGUGAUUCCACCAUUCUCAGCGUUGGAGGACGACAACAAUAAUAACAAAUCUACAGAAGUUGAAAUUACCAAGGAGACGCUCGCCAGCCGUCUUGACAGCGAUGACGAGGAUGAGGAAGCUGAUCGCUCCGCUUCACUCCACAACGAAGACGAGUAUGAAGACGCCGAGGAGGACGAAGAUAAUCGCUCAGCUUGUGAGUUUUUUGACACCGAAGCAGAGGUUUUUGAGAAUUACGAAUCGGGCGACUCAAUGGACAGCGCCGAACGACGCGAAAUCAAGGAGAAUGAAAUACUGUACGAUGGCGAGUCUGUCGGCAGUCAGGACACACCAGAUGAGCACUCGGAGGAUGAGGAGGAGGGGAGUGCCGAUGAGCGAAUGUCAUUCAUAGUGAGCGACAGUGAUGGAGAAGGUGAUGGCGAUGGUUGUAGCAUUACGUCCCUGUGCUUCUCAUCCGCUGAAGAAGAUGCCGAGGAUGCCAAGCUACAGAAAAAAUAUCGUCGUAUUGUAUCAAUUGACAGCAGUGAUGAAGAAAAACCAGGCGAUACUGUGGCGAAGGAAAAUGAAGUCAAAAACGAUGAAAAUGCGGAAGAAAAGCCGAUGGAAAAGAAGGAGAAGGAAACAGCAGAGCUGCCGGAGAAAUCACUGAAGCCAACAGAAAGCGAGGAGGCCGUGCAGCUGGACAAGUCGAUUGCCAUUAACAAAACUGUUUCAUCCGUUGGACACAGCGAUGAGGAACCGAUGGAAAUUGAUGAGGUGUCUUCCAGUUCCGAUGAUGAGGAUGGAGGAAACGAGUCAAAACUGAAUAACAAGUCCAUAUAUGAAGUACUCGAUUCUUGUGGUGAUGAUGAUGGUGAUGAGUCGAGCGUUAAAGUUGGCGCGAAGGAUAAUGUUGAUGAUGUAGGUAAAUCCCUCAAAAGCAGUGCAGAGCAUGAAAAUGAACAGGCUUCUUCAUCAAAUGGUAAAGAUAAUGAUGAAAUACCCAUUUUAUCGUCAAAGCAAUCUGAGCAAUCCUCGACAGAGACAGUUGCUGGUUGCAAAUCAGUGGCAACUGCCAGCGAAUCUUCGACAUUCCAUGACAAGCAAAAGCGUGGCGAAGAGGAGGUGCUCCUGGCUGAGCUCGCCUCCUGCGACGUCUCGCAUCUGCAGAAAAUGUUCAAUCCGCUCCAGAAGUCGCGUCGUCAAACGCUCUACAUGGAGGAUACGCCCAUGCCAGCCAAGGAGCCCAAAUUGAAGCGUCGCAGUGUGCAACUGAACAGCGAUGUCCAGCCAUCCCAAUCUUUCAUCGAAACCCUGGCCGAGGAGCAGCGCCGUCUAUCGAAGCGUAAACGCAUGUCCAAAAGCUUCUGUGGUGCUGCCGAUAAUCUGGACGUGAGUGUGGUGGAGGAAGUGCAGCGUAAGAAGGCCAAAAGAUCGUGUGAUAAUGCCGAAGCUGAGAAGGUUGAAGCGGAACGGUCCGCUGAUCAGCUGGAGAAGGUGCUUACUGCUACUGACCAGCUAGAGGUGGAGUUGCCUGUUACCCAGAUGGAGGUGGAACUGCCUGUUGCCAAAAUUGAGAAGGAGCUGCCUGAUGUCCAGAAGGAGCAGGAGCUGCCUGUUGCCCAGAAGGAAAAGAAUCUGUUGCCUGUUGUCAACAAUGUUGAGAAGGUACUGUCUUCUGCCAAGGUUGAGAAGGAGCUGCCUGCCAGGAAGGUUGAGAAGGAGCUGCCUGCCGGCAAGGUAGAGAUGAAGUUGCCUGCCAGCAAGGUUGAGAUGAAGUUGCCUGCUGCCCAAAAAGAAGAUGCCCAGAUUGAGGAGCAGACGCACCUUGUUUGUGUGGAGCAACUGCCUGUUGCCAAGUUGGAGCUGCAACUCCCUGCUGCUGCACCCAAGGAGCCUGCAAAGCGGCGCAGCUUCUAUUUAGAUUACUGUGACAACAUCCUGCUGGCGGCCAAUGAAGCCAAGCUGCAGCAAAAGAAACAACAACGUCUCGCUGCUGGCGACCAGCAAGUGAAGCAGAAGCGUCCAUCUAAAGUCGUUACCGAUCCCUUGCCAAACUCUCAAAUUGCCAUACUCAGAGCGAGUCCGGAAAGAGAACUUUCUGCCAAGAUUAAGAAGAACGUGAAACGUUUGCAGGCCACCAAGCAGGCCGUCAAGCAGGCUGUGAAUCAUGCCGUGCAGCUUCUCGUGCCGGAUGCAGCAGCUAACAAGCAGCCCCAAUCGCUGGCUCGCAAAUUGUCCCCGCAGCCGGAGGUCAAUGGCAGGACGACGAAGCAAACAAAGGCAAAGGCAAAUAAGAAGAAGAAGCGUAAAGGGUUGGUGGAGCAGGUGACGCCGGGGAACAGCUCGGAAGAGGAGGAGCUUAUUAAAACCAGGGCCGGCUGGGUCUUUGUCACCAAGGAGCAACAGGAAAUUGUCAAAACAAACUCGGGUCCCAUGAUUGUCGAGCCCUGCACGCCAAAACAGAAGCAUUUCAGGGUUGAUCAUUUGACACCCGUGGGUCUUGGCUUCCAGGAGCAGCAGCUGCCCCACAGGACAAAAGCAAAGGAUAAACGCAAUGCAGCCACUGAGGCGGCGUUGCGAUUCAAAAUGAAAAUGUUCGGCAGAGAUAAGUGAUUAUAAAUGCAUAGUAUAGUAUUCGAUUGUUGUUGGAUGUAUUCGCAGGUUCCGGAAUUCCAUAUUUUUAUGUUAUCUUUCAAGUCAGCUUGUCACAUUUUAUGUUUAAGCAUGGAUCAAAUCUAAAUUGAAUUAUUUUGUUCAAAUUAUUGUUCAUUUUUUCGUUUAUGCCAUAUUUGAAGUUGCUGAUUUAGUUUUGUUGUUCACUGAUAUAUAUUCUACAAUCUAGAUCACACCUUAAACAUACUCCAAUUCCCAGUUCAUUUAUUGUAUUUAAAUAUAAUCCAUAAUUUACUAAGAAACUCUAUUGAUGUUUAUAAUAAACAUCAAUUAAAAAAUAUAUAUAUUUGUAGGCUCUGUCAAUGA
Drosophila grimshawi is the source of this 4290-nucleotide messenger RNA. RefSeq names its product protein slender lobes (gene sle). The coding region runs from base 85 to 3924 and encodes 1279 amino acids. The record is from RefSeq and is a predicted model, not a curated record. The transcript has 5 exons. Lineage: Eukaryota; Metazoa; Arthropoda; Insecta; Diptera; Drosophilidae.